This is a messenger RNA of Micromonas commoda, 2340 nucleotides long. RefSeq lists its product with no specific name. Bases 745 to 2184 code for a protein of 479 amino acids. The record is from RefSeq and is a predicted model, not a curated record. NCBI's taxonomy places the organism in Eukaryota, Viridiplantae, Chlorophyta, Mamiellophyceae, Mamiellales, Mamiellaceae. The transcript has a single exon.
GAUCGCUUUGCCCGCGUCGCAAGAGGGCGCCAGCUCCUGCAAUCGAGCUUUUGCGGCAUCAACCUCGGCUACUACAUCUUCACACAGCAGCAAGCGAGGAUGGCGCUCGAGUACUGGCGUGACGUCAGAGCAGUGAUCACUCGAGCAAAGUACCGACUGCAGCUCGAGGAUGCUCUGCGAAGCGCGCACGAAGUUGAGGUUCAACACCUCGGGCUCGCGCUGCAGCAUAUUGGGCACGUUCGCAUCAGGCAGCAGCGCGCUGAGCUUCCUUGCGUUAUUGAAGACCACGUCAGGCUUGGUGAACUGCUCGUCGACGCGGCCUAAUUUGACGAGCCAGCGAAUGUCGACAUCUCUCACCUUGUGCCGCUCGGUCUCGGCCAUGUCGUUCCAAGACCUCCAAAACGCGACCAUCUCGUUCUCCCAGAGCUCGCAGAAACCCAGGUCAGUGUCACACAUCUCCUCCAGGUCCUGUGUAUCGCUCGUGUCGUCCAUGAUCGCUCGGGGCACGACCGGUCGUCGGUCGCGCUGACGUGUACCCUUCACGAACGAGCCGGACGAUUCCAGGAGCGGCCUCCCGCGGUUGAUCAGGGUCAUCGCAUCGCGGCGAGGAACACAUGGCAGGCCUGUGAGACGCACAGCGCCUCCCGUGAGAACGCUCCGGACUUGAAGCUGCAUCUCGUCUCCGUUACGACACGGGGCUGAGACGCGGUUCAAGCAGGGGAAAUAUCUGGUAUUUGGCACUUGAUGGGCCUCGACGUCGGUGGGGACCCAGCGGUGCGUCAGUCGCUUGAGUCCAACGAUACGCGUUCCUCGAACACGUUCGUACCCACGGGACGCGCGAUCCCGGUCCUUUCGGUACCAACCCGGCCGUCGCGCGUCGUGCUCUGCCGCCAAAGAGCCGGCGUCGCUUCAAAUAUUCGCGGGAAAAACAAAUCUUCGGCGAAAAUCUGCCUGGCCGCGGGCUUCACUUUCACAACCCCUCCUGUGCAACUCACACUUUCAACCCGCGCGAGCGUGAUGGCCCCGUUCCGUAAACCGAGGGCGCAGUCAUCGGCGGUGUGCCUGCUUCUAGGAGCCGUGGCCGCGGUCCUUGGAAUCAUUGGCCUGGCAGCGCAUCACACACACCAGCAGGCCGCUUCGCACCACGACGUGAUCCAUCAUUUUCACUCGUCCUCGAGUCGCCUCGACGUCGGUAGCGACACGCCGGUGAAGCUUGGGGGCGGUAACCGCGCGGGUCACGUAUCGCAGCAUCCGAAGGCUGAUAGAUUUCGUUCCCACGUUCGCGCGAGGGUCGACGCGCACAAAAACGCGGACGGCGAUAACCUCGACGACCUCCGCAGCGCAGAUGAGACAAUACGAUCGUCAAUCCCUGUGAAGACGAUUCGCGAGGAUGCCACAUCUCACUCGGUCUCGAUCGCUGACCAGUGCGGUGAAUCUCACGCCAACACCGAGUAUUGGGGCGAUGUCGUCGAGGAGGGUACUGUUGGGUUGAUCAGAACCCCCGAGGAGUGCUGCAGGAGGUGCGCGGGGACAACGGGUUGCAACGUUUGGGUACACUGCGGAGACGAUGAGUCGUGCCACGGCUCAUGCUGGCUGAAACGAACGGACGAUCCGAACGCGCCUACGGUGCACGCCAGCGGUGCGAACGUGCCGUGGACCAGCGGCACGGUGCUGAAAGACUUCGACCCAACGCCGGGCAAGGGCGCGUCUUUGGGUGCUUCGGAAGCCUUCGUCGCGCUCGUCACCCCGGCGGGACGCAUCAGGAUUCGGCUGAAGCCCGAGUGGCAUCAACCUUCAUCCGAGCACGUCGCCCGAUUGGCAGAUGAGAAUGCGUGCAAAGGAUCGUGCCAUUUAUACAGGACGGAGCCCGGUUUCUUGCUGCAGGGAACUCUGAGGUCAUUCAAGGUUGCGGCGAACAAGGACUUGAAGAAGGGACCUAAGUUGAUGGAAAGGGGAGAUAUCGGGUGGGCAGGCGAGGGUCCAGGCCCCGACUUCUUCAUUUAUCUCGGGGAAAAGCCGGCAGAUUGGCUGGGAUAUGGCCACACCGUGUGGGGAGUGAUUGCGGACGAGGAGAGCCUGGCGACUGUGGAGAAGAUCGUCGCCAUGCCGUCGCAUACGCCUGGAGGCCCAAACACCAUGCGGUUCCUCAAGGAGAAGAUGUACUUCGACAUCGCCCGGGAUUAGUCACGCGACCUUAGGUUCGCUGAUAGCUCGCCAUAGGCACGAAAUUUGUUUUGCGUGCGAGCUUUCGAUGCCUCGUGCGACAAAAGGUACCUUCGUACGAGUCUAAUCUUAGUUUUAGCUGGAACUUUUCUUCAUGCGAUGUUUUCCGAUAAGGUG